AACUUUCUAAUGCGAUACAAAAUGAUCAUACCAAAAUUUCUUAUAAGGUUGAUAGAAUCAAAAAAAUAUUUUCUGGCACAUUGAAAAAAACACUUCACCUAAAAGAAGAUGUACUCAUGGAUAUGAAACAUAUGUUAUUCAUAAUUUUUGUAAUAUUUGAUAGCGAAGCUUUAAUAUUUAUGAAAGACAUAACACAAGACUAUAUCAAUAAAAUAAAAUAUAUUAAUGUGAAGAAGGCAAAAACUACGAAUGAGAUUAAAGAGAUAGAAAAGAAGGUUGAAACUUGGAUUAAAAGGGCUAUUCUUAUUAAAGUAUUGAUAGAAAUUUUUUGUAGAAAUAUUCCACUUAUUAUUAUUAUGGCUAUUUAUACUUCAUCAAUAGUGGUUUAUACUUAUAUGCCAUUUAUGGCAUUGGUAACGUCCUGUCUGAA
Racocetra persica is the source of this 430-nucleotide messenger RNA. NCBI's taxonomy places the organism in Eukaryota, Fungi, Glomeromycota, Glomeromycetes, Diversisporales, Gigasporaceae. The record is from the annotation of a GenBank genome assembly.